UGUUCAGUGUCAGAGAGACCACAAGGGAUUUCUGGUUGUGCUAUUCGUGACAAGGACACAGAAUCGUUUAUGAAGUUAAAGACGUUUAGAAAACAGGAAGCAGUGGCAUGGAAUGAAUACAUUGUGUAAGUGUGAAGCAUGUGCGAAUUGGAGCCGGCUCAUGAGUGAAAUAUAAAAGCCGUGUGGGACCGGAUGUGAGCAGAAGCCUGUUUAAUCUGCACAGGGACAAGCAUGGAGGCCAAGCUGACGGAACUCCGGCAGAAACUGGAGAAGCAGUGCCAAAUUAACCAGGAGCUGCAGAAUGAAAAUAAGGACCUGGCGACCAGGUUGAAGGAGAAGGAGAAACUCUUGGAGGAGCUCCAGAGUCGUUUGGAUGGGCUGGAUUUGUCUCAGAGGUACAGUAAUGACAGCGUGGAGGUUCGGGAGAGCCGAGCAGCGGUCAUGGCUCCAGAGCCGAUUCCAGAUGACAUGGACAUCUCGACCACCAGGGUCAAAAAAACUGCCAGUGAAAGAACUCAGAUCAUUAAUGCAAUGCAGAAAAACGACUUCCUGCGUCGUCUUGAUGAGGAGCAGAUCAUCAUGAUGGUGGAGCUCCUUACCUCUCUGGACCGCUGUCCUGGUGAUGACAUCAUUAAAGAAGGCACAGAGGGUGACAGCAUGUACAUUGUUGCAGCUGGAGAACUCCGAGUUACUCAGGCAGGGCGUAAUCUGCGAACGUUGAUCUCUGGAGAUGUCUUCGGGGAGCUGGCCAUCUUGUACAACUGCAAACGAACGGCUUCGGUCAAAGCGGUCACUCCGGUUAAAUUAUGGUGCAUUGAGAGACAGAUAUACAGAAGCAUUAUGGCAAUCAAGUCCAAGAAGAAGCGAGAGCAGCUGAUGGGCUUCUUAAAGACAGCUCGCACCUUCAAAUCUCUGAGUGAUGAACAGCUCUCCAGCAUCAUUGACUCCAUGGAGGAGGUGAAGUUUCAGGAGAAUGAGGUGAUCGUGCGUGAAGGUGCAGAGGGAGACACGUUUUACAUCAUCCUGAAUGGAGAGGUCGAGGUGACAAAGAAAGUGAACGGGCAGCAAAAACUCAUCCGUACGUUGAGACAAGGGGAUCAUUUCGGAGAACUGGCUCUUAUACGCGAGAUUUUGAGAACGGCAACCUGCACUGCUUUGGGAUCGGUCUCCUGCUUCGCUAUCGAUAAGGAGGCUUUUGAGGAGACAAUCCCAGUAGAAAGCCUGGAGCUACAUGAUGAUCCGGAUCUUCAGGAAGACACCUGCGUUUCAAAAAAACACAGCUCAGUAUCUUCUCUACAGCUGAAGGAUUUGAUCCCAGUCCUUUACCAGGAGGGACGUUACCAAGGAAGCCCCGUGACCCUUGGAGUCGGCGGGUUCGGACGAGUGGAACUGGUAACCACGCUGCAUCAUGGGAAAUACUUUGCCCUGAAAAAGAUCAGCAAAAAGCUCAUCGUACAAAAGAGGCAAGAAGAGCAUGUGCUGUUCGAGAGGAGGCUAUUGCUCGACAUCGAUUGUGACUUCAUAGUCAGGCUUCAUGGCACGUUUAAAGACUCCCGCUACAUCUAUAUGGUCAUGGAUUUCUGUUCAGGGGGCGAGAUCUGGACCAAGCUAAAAGAAGUACGCCGUUUUGAAGAGAACGUAGCUGUGUUCGUCGCAGCAUGCGUGGUCGAGGCUUACGCCUACCUCCAUAAAAAAGACAUCAUGUACCGAGACCUGAAGCCAGAGAACCUCAUGCUGGACUCCAGGGGAUACAUCAAACUAGUGGAUUUUGGUUUUGCUAAGAAGCUCCGGCGAGGACAGAAGACAUACUCUUUCUGUGGAACUCCAGAGUACAUGGCUCCAGAGAUUAUUCAGAAUCGUGGUCACGACUUCGCUGCUGAUUUCUGGUCUCUAGGUGUUCUGAUCUAUGAGCUUCUGGCUGGCAGCCCACCUUUUUCCAGCUCGGAGCCACAGAACAUCUAUGCUAAGAUACUGGAUGGGGUGAUAAAGUAUCCCUCACACAUGGGAGAGGCUGCCAGAUCUCUUAUUAGCAAACUCUGCAGACCACGUCCAGGUCAAAGGUUAGGAAACACCAAAACUGGAAUCAAAGACAUCCGUAAUCACAGGUGGUUUAACAACAUGAACUGGCACAAACUGAGGAUGAAACAGAUCGAUGCUCCUACAGUUAAACUCAUCAGAAAGGGUCCGUGCUACAUCAACUUUGACCGUUUCCAGUUCGAUAAGAGCCUGGCCGAGGAGGAUUUCUCCAGGUGGGAUCAAGAUUUCUAAGAUUUGUUGAGUUUAAGGGCCCUGCACACACACACACACACACACACACACACACACACACACACACACACACACACACACACACACACACACACACACUCUUCCUCUUAACAAGCAUCUGUGGACUUCUUUGGGCUGCGUGUUCCAUCACGAACGUGGAAGAACAGAAAAUAAUUCAGUAUUAAGAAAAAGUUUGUAAUUCAGAGAAAGCCGUCUGGACCAUCUGCUUUACUAGGACCUGUGUCUUUGUUGUUGUUGUUGUUGUUUGUGAGAAAAUUUGUUCAUUUUUAUUUGAACCCCAGCUGCAACUUUUUUUCAAAAAAUAUUUUAACAAAUCCAGCAAAAUUUGCUUACUUAAUUGUUUACUGAGCCAGAAAGAGAGAUCUUCGAAGACAUGUGACGAGCGCUAGAUGUAACCAACAUAUUCUCUAAACUCAACACAUACGACAUGUACAGCAUAUACGACAUUUAUCUACAGUAGUAAGUUACCUGAUUUGCUUGAUAGAAUUUUUUUGAAUAUGUUUGGUCACAGGUUGUGUAUUUUUUUAUAUAUUUUUUCCUAAAUAACAGAACUGAUCAGACAGUCUUUCCCAGACCCUCGUGAGAAUAUCAUGAUAUUGUGAUCGUAGAAAUAAACACAAAAUCAUGCAAAUUGUGAUGUGUGAUGCCCAUGAGUGCAUCUUUCACAGAAAGUAAUUACAUAUGUCUCUUUACUGGAAGGAGUUUCACUGGAAAAGGCAACCAUUUAGGCCACAAUAUCUCCAUGAAUUCCAGGCUGUAACAUGAACAAUAAAUUUUAAUAUUACUGCACUGAUUAUUAUUUCAAAGGGUAUGAUAUCCUUUUGUCGAAUAAGGUAUAAACUGAAGGGGAAAAAGUAUAACAAAGUGAAAAAGAAAUUAAUUCAUAAACAAUUGUUAGGAAAUGUUUACUGUUAGGAAACGUCGAAAGGAGUCUCCAGUUUCAGCAGUGUGAAACAGGCCGUAGGUUUCUACCAUGUGACGGUCUUUUACAUAAGGCUACAACAACAUGCCUUGACUACAUUUUGUACCUUCGACUUGACGAUUAUGAAUAUAAACUCCAUGCAACAUUGACAGAAUGAUAUCUGUGCACACUCCAGAAGUGUUUGCCUAAUAAAUGGCAUUUCAGUCAGGACCACUUUGUCAAAUGAGAAUUUAUUAGAUGAUAGCGUACGGUUAGUGUUGGGGAUAUGGUUCUGUUCUGGGCAAAAAAUCCACGCGCCCGUCCCUGCGCAUGCGGGGACAGAGCGGGGAGAGCACCAACUAGAAAAUAUAAUAGACCCCCAUAUAACAGAACCAUUAAUCAUGCAUAAUAUUAAUAUGCUCACUUACAUGUUUUGAAAAAUAGAUAGAUAGAUAGAUAGAUAGAUAGAUAGAUAGAUAGAUAGAUAGAUAGAUAGAUAGAUAGAUAGAUAGAUAGAUAGAUAGAUAGAUAGAUAAAUAAAUGAAGUAGAGGGGGACAGAGGGAGAGAGAGAGAGAGAGAGAGAGAGAGAAAAAAACUAAUAUGUGAUGAAGAUUUAUAAGGUAAACUGGUACAACAAACGGGUUCCGGCUGGGUGGAUGCAGCUUGACGACGUGGCCUGCCUGAGGUAACGCGAUGCUUGAUGUAUCUCUAAAGGGCAUAAGAACUUGAUAAUGUUAUUUCUCCCUUAUGUCUACAUUACAACCUCAACCAAAUGUUUAUCAUUAAGUUUUUUGUUUGUUUAUUUUUAUUGUAUAUACAAUACCUGAAUAAAUGAAACAUUUCCAGAA
Molecule: messenger RNA, 4039 nt
Organism: Tachysurus fulvidraco (yellow catfish)
Lineage: Eukaryota; Metazoa; Chordata; Actinopteri; Siluriformes; Bagridae
Gene: prkg3
Product: protein kinase cGMP-dependent 3
Exons: 22
Coding region: 232-2268 (678 amino acids)
Biological process (GO): protein phosphorylation
Molecular function (GO): cGMP-dependent protein kinase activity; ATP binding
Source: RefSeq, a predicted model, not a curated record